Messenger RNA from Brassica napus (rape), 1597 nucleotides. RefSeq names its product salicylate/benzoate carboxyl methyltransferase-like. The transcript has 5 exons. Gene Ontology annotation, biological process: methylation. Bases 122 to 1276 code for a protein of 384 amino acids. The record is from RefSeq and is a predicted model, not a curated record. Lineage: Eukaryota; Viridiplantae; Streptophyta; Magnoliopsida; Brassicales; Brassicaceae. Gene Ontology annotation, molecular function: S-adenosylmethionine-dependent methyltransferase activity.
CUUUUUAGUAUGCUACUUGAUUAAGUUCCAUUUCUCUAUAAAUUGAAAUGCGAGUUGCAUUUUCAACACAUAUCUUCAAAUAACUCUCAUUGAGUCAUACCAUUAAUAAGUACGAUAAAAGAUGGAUUCAAGAUUCAACGAUACCGUUCAUUCCUUGAGGUAUACUGAUGAAAAGAGUGACGAUGAGUAUGCAUUUGUGAAAGCUUUACGUAUGAGUGGUGGAGUUGGAGCCAACAGUUACUCCGCCAAUUCUCUACUUCAGAGAAGAGUUUUAUCAAUGGCCAAACCAGUCUUGGUAACAAACACAGAAGAAAUGAUGAUGAAUUUAAACUUCCCUAACUAUAUCAAAGUUGCUGAAUUGGGUUGUUCCUCGGGGCAAAACACGUUUUUGGCUAUCUCUGAGAUCAUCAACACCAUCAAUGUGUUGUGCCAAAACUCGAAUCAAAACCCUCCAGAAAUCGACUGUUGUCUCAAUGAUCUUCCAGAAAACGAUUUCAACACAACGUUCAAGUUCGUGCCCUUCUUCAACAAGGAGAUCAUGAUGACAAACCAAGCAUCGUGUUUCGUCUAUGGAGCACCAGGUUCCUUUUACUCUAGGCUCUUCUCUCGCAAUAGCCUCCAUUUUAUACACUCCUCAUACGCUCUCCAUUGGCUCUCUAAGGUUCCAGAAAAUCUCGAAAAUAAUAAGGAAAAUGUGUACAUAUCAAACUCAAGUCCUCAAAGUGCAUACAAAGCUUACUUGAAUCAGUUUCAACGAGAUUUCUCAAUGUUUCUAACGUUACGUUCUGAAGAAAUUGUCUCUAAUGGACGGAUGGUUCUUACCUUCAUCGGUAGAAACACUCUUAACAGUGAUCAAUUUUAUAGAGAUUGUUGUCACGUUUGGACACUGCUAUCAAAAUCUCUCGGUGACCUAGUCUUCGAGGGCCUAGUGAGUAAACCAAAACUGGAUGCAUUCAACAUGCCAUUUUAUGAUCCGAACGAGCAAGAACUCAAAGAAGUGAUACAAAACGAAGGUUCUUUUGAAAUCAAUGACUUAGAAACACAUGGAUUUGAUCUUGGCCAUAGUAACUGCGACAACAACGAAGAAUAUAACUAUGAAGCGGGAUACAAUGAAGCCAAAUCUAUAAGAGCCGUUACUGAACCAAUGCUUAUUGCUCAUUUUGGAGAAGAUGUUAUCGAUAUCUUGUUUGAUAAGUAUGCUCGCCAUGUGACACAACACGCGAGCUGCAGAAACAAAACGAGUGUCACUCUUGUCGUUGCGUUGACUAAGAAAUAAUCAGCUUCUGCUUUAAUAUAGUUGCUUGUUUAUUUACUUAAGAUUUACUGUCGUUUCUCUUCCAGCUAAUAAAUUCUAAGACUUGCCCCUCAUGUGAUGAUAUGAUGCUUGUCCUGGAAAAUGGAUUGUUAUUGUAAUUGUAAUAUGUAAUAUAUGUUCUAUGUGUAAUAAUCAUCAAUGAUAAAAUGCAUGGUCAAUUUGGUAAAACAAUAAUACUUAUGUUUCCACAUUAAAAAUAGUUUUAGGAGUUUUUCCAUAAGAGAAUAUUAUUUAUUAGGUUUUAAAAUUUUGAAGUCUUAUAAACACAAAAAAAGAACUAUG